Molecule: messenger RNA, 6256 nt
Organism: Notechis scutatus (mainland tiger snake)
Lineage: Eukaryota; Metazoa; Chordata; Lepidosauria; Squamata; Elapidae
Gene: SNX13
Product: sorting nexin 13
Biological process (GO): positive regulation of GTPase activity
Cellular component (GO): early endosome
Molecular function (GO): phosphatidylinositol binding
Source: RefSeq, a predicted model, not a curated record
UGCGGCGUCUCACGUAUUUAAGAUGGCCGCCCCUGUUGAGCGGGCGGCGGCGUUUGGAAUGGGUUUGGCAUUACGGAAGGAUCUCUGAAGAGGCCGAGAGCUGCAGGGCCCCUUCCUUAGUGGUGUGCGUUGGGCUGAGGCUGGGAUCAGCUGCACCAUGCGGCGGAGCUAGAGCCGGAGGCUUCCACCGUCAGUGAUGAUGUUAGCUGAGACCAAUCUUUCCAGAUGGGGAUGGGGAAGCCUUGUUGUUCUGCUUUUUCUAAUUACAUUUGGACCAUUUGCUAUAUUUUACUUUGCAUUUUAUAUCCUCUGUUCUGUGGGUGGGGGCUUUGUGGUAACACUUCUGUUUGGAAAAACUAAUUCAGAGAAGUACCUUGAACAGUGUGAACACUCCUUUCUUCCUCCCACCUCAUUUGGCAUUAAUAAGUGCAUAGAAGAAAUGAAAGAGGAAAGCAAACCUAUUAAGAUUGAUAGGAGGUUAACUGGUGCCUAUAUAAUUGAUGAACCUCUGCAGCAAAUCAUUCAAUUUUCCUUGCGUGACUAUGUCCAGUAUUGGUAUUAUACACUAAGUGAUGAUGAAUCUUUUCUUCUUGAAAUCAGGCAGACUCUCCAAAAUGCAUUAAUUCAGUUUUCUUCUAGGACAAAAGAAAUAGAUUGGCAGCCUUAUUUUACUACUCGAAUUGUAGAUGAUUUUACUACUCAUCUUAGAGUAUUCAGAAAAGCUCAGCAAAGAAUAACUGAAAGAGAUGAUCAGAUUAAAGAUGGAGCAGAAGAUUUUGUAGAUACAUUUUUUGAAGUUGAAGUUGAAAUGGAAGAGACCAUCUGUCGUGAUCUAGUCUGCACAUCUCCCAAAGAUGAAGAAGGAUUCCUAAGGGAUCUGUGUGAAGUUUUACUGUAUUUAUUGCUACCUCCAGGGGACUUCCAGAACAAGAUCAUGAGAUAUUUUGUCAGGGAAAUCCUUUCUCAAGGAAUUCUUCUUCCAUUAAUAAAUCAGCUCAGUGAUCCUGAUUAUAUUAAUCAGCAUUUCAUAUGGAUGAUUCGUGAUUCAAUUUGCAAUUAUGAGGCCUUUAUGAACAUUGUUAAAGUAAGUGAUAAAGUAGGAGAGUUAGAAGCAGUAAGAGAUAAAGCCACAGAAGAACUGCAAUAUCUUCGUUCUUUGGAUACAGCUGGAGAUGAUAUUAACCAUAUAAAAAAUCAAAUAAAUAGCUUACUCUUUGUUAAGAAAGUAUGUGAUUCAAGAAUACUGAGACUACAGUCAGGAAAAGAAAUAGAUACUGUGAAACUGGCUGCAAAUUUUGGAAAACUUUGCACAGUCCCUCUGGACAACAUUCUAGUAAACAAUGUUGCACUACAGUUUUUUAUGGAUUACAUGCAGCAGAUGGGAGGUCAAGCACAUCUCUUUUUCUGGAUAACAGUAGAAGGAUACAGGGUUACAGCUCAAAAACAGCUAGAAGUAUUGUUGAUCCAUCAGAAGGAUGGAGUGCAUCAAACAACACAAACCAAAGGUUUGUUAAGAACAGCUGCAGUUGGAAUAUAUGAACAGUAUUUAUCAGAAAAGGCUUCUCCAAGAAUUAAUAUUGAUGAUCCAUUAGUAGCGAAGCUGGGAGAAAAGUUGAACAAUGAGGACCCAACUCCUGAAAUUUUUGAUCAGAUUCAAAGAAAGGUAUAUGAAUUGAUGUUGCAAGACGAAAGAUUCUAUCCUUCAUUCAAACAACAUACACUUUAUGUACGAAUGCUUGCUGAGCUAGAUAUGCUAAAGGAUCCUAGUUUCAGAGGAUCAGAUGAUGGUGAAGGGGAAUCAUUUAAUGGAUCUCCUACAGGCAGCAUUAAUUUGUCACUGGAUGAUCUUUCCAAUGUCUCUGCUGAUGAGUCGAUACAACUACAUGCAUGCAUUUCAGAUACUGGGGUUUGUAAUGACCAUGGGAGGACAUAUGCAUUAUAUACUAUAACUGUUCAACGUCGAACUGCGACUGCUAAUGAUGAAUGGAAAACAUAUCGCCGCUACAGUGAUUUCCAUGACUUCCAUAUGAGAAUUACUGAACAGUUUGAAAACUUAGGAAAUUUAUUGAAGCUUCCUGGUAAAAAAACAUUCAACAAUAUGGAUAGAGAUUUUUUAGAAAAAAGGAAGAAAGAUUUAAAUUCAUACUUACAGCUAUUGUUAACACCCGAAGUGAUGAAAGCUUAUCCAGCUUUAGCACACUAUGUAUAUGAUUUCUUGGAAAACAAGGCAUACAAUAAAGAGAAAGGAGAUUUUGCUCGGAAGGUGGACACAUUUGUAAAUCCACUGCGUAACUCUAUGAGAAAUGUUUCAAAUGCUGUCAAGUCCAUCCCUGACAGCUUCACAGAGGGGAUGACAAAAAUGUCAGACAACAUGGGCAAAAUAUCAGAAAGAUUUGGACAAGAUAUAAAGCAAUCAUUUUUCAAGGAGCCUCCUUUAAUACAGAAGACAUAUGUUGAUCCUAAACACUGUCGGGUUUCAGCACACCUAGAUGAUAAUGUAGAAGACAAUGUGCCUCUUAAAAUAAUGCUGCUACUCAUGGAUGAAAUAUUCGAUCUGAAGGAGAGAAAUCAAUGGCUCCGGCGAAAUAUCAAAAAUUUGCUUCAGCAGCUUAUUAGAGCAAUGCACGGAUAUACAAUAAAUAAAAAAAUAGUUGAUCAUGUUGAUUGGAUGACAUCUCCUGAACAAGUAGCAGAUGCAGUUAAACGGUUUAGAGAUGCCUUUUGGCCAAAUGGCAUUUUAGCUGAAACUGUUCCACACAGAGAUAAUGCAAUCAGAAUGCGAACACGAAUUGCUGCAAAAACAAAACUGCUGGGAGUAAUGCCUGAUGAGUUGAAGCAUAUCCUUGGUGCUGAGACAACAAGAAAAGGCAUUCUCCGAGUCUUUGAAAUGUUCCAGCAUACUCAGCUAAAUAAGAGAAUGGUAUAUGUUUUCCUGGAGGGCUUCUUGGAAACCUUAUUUUCAGAGUAUGGAUUCCAUGAUCUCUUCAAAAAAUUGCAUUCACGUUCGAAGCAGAUGCAGAUAUAUAAAAACAAACUACAAUCUACACAAUCAUCUUAUUUACAGAAAAGGUGACACUCCUACUGUAAAAAUUUGCUCAAAACCUGGGCAUGUUCUCUGGGGCUUAAAACUCAAGUUUUAACUCAUGGUGUUUUAUUCUCACACCAAUCUUUUAGAAUCUUACAUUAGAUAAUUAAUAUAUACAUGAAAAUGUGGUUCUUCUCAUUUCAUCACUAAUGCAACCAUUAUCAUGAACUGGAUUCAGGUGUUUUAAAUGAUUUGGUGUAUCUUUAUGUAACAUGAGAAGAUUACUAGUCUGCUGUGAAAAUCUCUGUCUCUUCCAAAUCUUAUAGAUUGUGAUUGCCAACAAUGAAAAAUGCUACAUUGGGUACAUUGAUUAAAGUAAAGCACAACUUCUAGGAUAGAAAUAGAGGACUUGACUGCUUUUCUUGCAACUAGGAGAUUGUGCAAUGUGAGAACCAAGUGUGAUUUGAUUUGUAUUAUGAAUAUUCCCUAGCUCUGCAGAAGUUGGACUAGCAUGAGAAGUUUAGUAGACAAAUGGUUAUUAAAAAAAAUCUGUGCUUUCAAAUUAUUUUUCCAAAUUGUUUAAUAUGUAGAAAACCUUUAUGAACUUAUUAAGAAACACUUUAUUCAAGUUUUACUAUUCAGUGAAAUAGGUUAGGAAAAAAUAGGUUUAAGGGUCUUGAUAUAUUCUUCAAAUUAGUCCUUUCAAGGGUACAUACAACUUUUAAAUGAGACGGCUCAAAACAAUAUUUAAAAUUAGACCAAGAGUUAGUAAAUUUAUUUCCUUAUUAAUAAUGUGGGACAUUGGGAAAGAAACAAACAAAAGUACUAUGCUUUUUACUUUAGAAAUUUCUUUUAAAAAAUUGUCCUAUUUGACCUUAAAUCACUCUUAAAUUUGACCUUAAAUUCACUUCAGCUGGUAAAUUACUAAAAUGAGUUGUUACUGAUAUAAAAAUCUUACGGACUUCCUAAACAGUUAUCUGCAAAAACAGCAAGUUCCUGAAUAUAAUAUAUAUAUAUAUAUGAAGGAAUAUAAACAGCAUUAUCAUAGCUUUUAAUAUUUUUUUGCAUAUUAUAAAUUUUAAUAAAUCUUUUCUACAUGGAAUGCCCCAUCUGUUUUCUUGACUUCCAACAUAAUGUCUAAUUAUGAAUGAAUUGUUUGGACUUGAAUUUACUUUUUUUUUCUUAUUUAUUUUUUUCUUAUCAAGAAUCCCUGAAACUAUCAAGAAAGUACAGUUUAUUUGUUUCAACUUCAAAAUAAUAUAUUAUGUCAUCUAUUUAAAAAGAUGUUUAAAUCCCUAAGAAUAGCCAAACUACUAUAUUAAUGUACUAGUCUGAUAUUGAACAUUUUUAUUAAAAAUAUUUGGUUCAUUUCUUUUGAAGAAAUGUUUUUUGAGUGUGAAUACUACUGUAUUUGCAAAGAUCUUGUAACUGACGUUGCUAUUUAUAGUCAGAAGAAAAUAAUCUUUAGCUUCAAAAUAAACGAAAGAUGAAAGGAGCAGCAUUGUUUCAACAAUAUGAAGCUUGCUUAGUACUGACCAAACUGAAAAAGAAUUUUUUACAUGUUUAUUAUAAUAAGCAUGUAAAUUGCAAUUUGCUAAAUUGCAACUGUGGCUUUUUACAAAAAAUAUUAUUAUAGAACUAUAUACUAUAUGUGUAAUACAUUUUAAUGGUAGCAGGACAGUUUAAGAUAAAAUACGUGAAGUAUCAUUUCCUGUCUAUUAUGCUCCAUGCUUCUAAAUAUAGAUAAUAGUUGGCCUUCUUUAAUACAUUUCUGAUUUUUUGUUUUCUCUUUUUUCCCAUUUCUUAAUGAAAAGAUAAAAAUAGUUUGGCUAUACAAAUUAUAAUGAGAUUUAGAUAUAUAAAUGUUUCUAUUUUUAAAAACAAAAAAAAAUUUACAUAGAAAAAAUAGGACACCAGUACUUCUAUGGUUAAACUUGGUCCUGGCAUUCUGGUGGUCUUUGCAUUUUAGCUAAAGGAAUAUUGGGUCCUUUAAAUUACCCCUGAAAUUUAAACUUUCAUUCUCUCAACAGGUCUAUUGACCUCUAAAUGUCCUUGUGUUCCAGGCAGUUGAUUUUUCAAGUGGUGGGCAACCAGAAUCUACAUAGACUAUCGGACAAAGGAAGCCCAAUGGGAGACAAAUUAGAACUUUCCUUUGAUUUCUUACUUGAACUUGAAUUAAUUCUUGUUGAUUAUCCCAGGUUUAAAAUACAAAUGGACAGAUCUCUGUCAGUAAAAUAGAAUGUAUCUCUUAUCCAUGAAUAUCAUCUCUAGGUUUUAGGAUUAUUCUUAGUAGUUGACUUUAGAAAUUUAUUUCUUAGCCAAUAAAUCUUUGCAUUAAGGAAACACAAUAUGCCUUUUAUGUUCAUAGUUAUUGUACCAUAGUGUUUUGUCAUCUGUAUUUAAUUUCAAAUGAGCCUAUAGGGAGAUAACACGUUAUAUACAUUGCCCUAAUAAAUUAUUAUAAUUAACUCACAUCAUUUUAUACCCUUUAAAGCAUCCAUACAAUUUACAUUAUUGUUGCACAUAAUUAGUCACACACAUCCCAACCUGUGAAAGCUACAGCUAGCCUCUGAAAAUAAACGUGCCAUUGUCCAACAAAUGCACUUAUUUAGCCUUAAUUUAAGAGAAUGGAUAGUAAGGUUGAAUAUUUAUAUAGUUCAUCCUCAAGCUUCUGUUUCUGGUGUUGCUACAACUAAACAAUUUUAAUGCUACCAGAAAGUGUAAUCAUUUAAAAAAAUAAAAUAGGAAUUCCACUCUCAAUUCUAACUUUAGUGCAAUAUUUUCAUGUAAUGCAUGUGUAUUUGAAUAAUUGUAAAAACACUUUCAAGGUUUUGAGAUCAAGGGUAAACUAUAUUAAUAAUGUAUAAUAUUCAGUUAUUGCUGCUGUGUUGGCUUAUCUAAGGACUUGUUUUAAAAGUCUGGUUUGUCACUCCUUGAAAUUUUUUUCUAUGCUCAAAAAAGCAUAGUUCUUACUUUGCAAGGAGAAAAAUCUUUAAGAGCACAUCAAUAUGUAGAAGAUAUAUAAGUGACAUGUGCAUAAAAUUGUAUAAUAUGUGUCAACUGCGUGCCUAAUGGUUCUAUCAAUAUGUUCUUUAACAAAAAAAAUGGGUGAAAUGGAAUGCUAUAGUUCUCUUGUUCUGAACAACUGAAAACUCUAAAUUUUUAUUUGGAGUUUCCAUUAUGUUUGUCCAACAAAGGAGCUUGGAAAAAAGUACACUAAUAAAACAUUAA